AUGUCUAACGAAAUUAUUUUAGAAACAGUACGUGAAUUGCUUCCAGAUAUAGAAAAAGAAAUUAGAGAACAAGUUAAUUAAGAAUUAGAGAUUGAAUAUUAAAUGAAAUUUUAAGAAGAAAUAGAUUCUCUCACUUAAUUUAAUGAAGAAUAAAUUAGAGCAGAAUUAGAAAAGCAAAUAAGAAUUGACUAUGAACAAUAGAAAGAGUAAUUAGCUUAAGAUGUUAUAAGAGAAUUUGAUGAUUCUCUUUAAAGAGGUUAAUUAGAAUAACAAUUAAGAUUCAAAAUUUAAGAGGAAUUAGAAGAAUAGAUAAAUCAAGAAGUUUAAAAAAAAUCAAAAUAAAUUAAAUUGCAGUUUAAGAAAAAGCUUGAACAAGAAAAAAAUUAAUUACAAAAAGAUUUUGAAUUAGAAUGGAAGUAAAGAGUGGAUGCAGAAAAAAAAAGAUUAGAAAGAGAAAAAAGUGAAAUUGCAAGAUUGAAAUCAGUUGAGUAUGUUAAACUUAAAAAAUUGCAGGAUGAAUAAAAAAAGCAUGGAUAAUUAUUAAAAGAUCAAGAGAACAAAUAUUAAGACAUUAUGAAAUCACUUCAAAAAUAAAUAUAAGAUCUUACCCAAUAAUUAGAAAUAGCUUUAUAAGAUUAAAUUACUUAAGAAAAGUUACGAAAUUAGUAAGAAAAUUUUGAUAGUUAAGAUUAAGAUAAAUAAAUCGAUAUGCCGUUUUCUAAAUAAAAUCCGAUUUAAAACUAAAGCUUAACUCCUAUUUAUUAACAUAAAUAAAUUACAGAAGAAGAAUCAUAAGAAUCAUCAUAAUAAACUUAAGUUAAUUUUAAGAAAAAUAAGAAUUAAAAUAUAAAAAAAGCUGAAUAAAAUGAAUAAAAUAAUUCAAAAACCUUAAAGAAUUCUAAAAAUAAAUAAAGUUCAUAAUACUAAAAUUAGUUAGAUAAAGGUUUUAAGUAAUAAAAAGGGCAUAUAGAAAUAUCAAAACCUUAAUACUUUGAAUAAGAAAAUAAUUAAAGAUAAAUGAAUAGAAUAGAUACAAUAAUUAAAGAAUAUGAUGAAAUUCCUAUCUAAAAAGAUUAAUUUAUGACUUAUAACAGUUUAUUUAAGGAAAAUGAUCUUGAUAAUACUAAAAAUAAAUAAAUGAAAUAGCGAAGAUAACAAUUUAUAGAAAGUUAAAAUUAAGAUUAGAAACUUUAAACAAAAUAUUUAGGCAUAUAGAUUAACAUUAUGAAUGAUUUUAUUGUUGAUUAUGUUGGUAAUAUAGUUUAUUUAUUUUAUUAGAAUUUCCUGAAUAUCACUAAGUCAAAAUGAUGCUUUAAGAAAUUAUUGAAUUAUUUAAUUAAUGGAUGAUUAGUUAUGAAGAAAGAAUUGAGUUUUUUAAAAAAAUUAAAUAAAUUGCAAACUAAAAUUUUAGAGACAUUAUUCCAUUUAUCUAAACAUAAAUCCAUAAAUUUAAAUUAAUUCAAAACUAUUAUCCUGAUUUUCAGAAGAGGUUCAAUAUAAAGAAUUAGAUUAUGGCUAAUUUUAGUUAAUUUAGUAAAUGUAAACAAUUAUUUGAAUAAUUAAAUUAAUUAAAUUUGAAAUCAAUUAAUUUGUCAGUUUAAGGAUAUGAUUUUUAAGAGAUGGUGUAACUUGAUUAAUGGGAAAAAGAUUUUUUAGAGAGAGAAGAGCUAAAAUCAUAAAUUUUGUGUAAAAUAUAAUCAAAAUUAAUAUGA
Paramecium sonneborni is the source of this 1712-nucleotide messenger RNA. The record is from the annotation of a GenBank genome assembly. Lineage: Eukaryota; Ciliophora; Oligohymenophorea; Peniculida; Parameciidae.